AUGCCGGUGGACGGCACGCAAGGCUGUAUCCGGGCGUUCACGCAAUUGAAAUCGCAGUAUCCCAAGCUGAAAGUCGUCUUGUCCGUUGGGGGAGGGGGCAAAGGAAGUGAAAACUUCGCCGGCGUGGCCCGCAGCCAAGCCCGCGUGGAGACCUUUGCCCGGACGGCCAGGCAGCUGGUGGACCAGUUCGGUCUGGAUGGCAUCGACGUUGAUUGGGAGCACCCGGCGGACCCUCAGCAGGGAUUCGAUUACGUGCGUCUUCUGGCGCGACUUAGGGAAGCGUUGCCUGCGCCGCGAUACGUACUAGCGACUUGUCUCCCGGCGGGACAAUGGGCUCUUCGGAAUAUCGAUCUGUCCAAGGCGCAGAUGUACUUGGACCUUAUUAACAUCAUGACCUAUGACUUUUCGGGGCCUUGGACGAAUGAGACUGGUCACCACGCGCAACUCUACGGCCGCUCUCCGGGGGCUGUCUCGUGUCAUUCCGCUGUGUCAUAUGUUCUGUCCCAAGGAGUCGACCCGAAGAAGCUUCUACUAGGAAUUCCCGCCUAUGGCCGAUCUUUCCUCGACAGUAGCAAACCGGGGCAGCGUUACGCCGGCUGCGGCGGGGAGGAUGGAGUAUUCGAUUACAACGCCCUGCCUCGACCGGGGGCUAAAGAGCACCACGACGAUAAACUUGGGGCGGCAUAUUGCUCUGGAGGGGAUGGCGGUUUUGUGACUUACGAUACCCCGCGAACGGUGCAGCAAAAGGCGAAAUUUGUCACCAAGUCCAAGCUUGGAGGGUUAUUCUAUUGGCACAUCGGAGGAGAUGCUCAGGGCGCUCGGAGUCUGAUAGAAACCGGCUAUAACACGCUCCACGAAAUGUAA
Molecule: messenger RNA, 864 nt
Organism: Aspergillus melleus
Lineage: Eukaryota; Fungi; Ascomycota; Eurotiomycetes; Eurotiales; Aspergillaceae
Product: glycoside hydrolase family 18 protein
Exons: 2
Coding region: 1-864 (287 amino acids)
Biological process (GO): chitin catabolic process; carbohydrate metabolic process
Cellular component (GO): extracellular region
Molecular function (GO): chitinase activity; chitin binding
Source: RefSeq, a predicted model, not a curated record